Messenger RNA from Eremothecium gossypii ATCC 10895, 1452 nucleotides. RefSeq names its product Cox15p (gene COX15). The record is from RefSeq and is marked provisional. Gene Ontology annotation, molecular function: oxidoreductase activity, acting on NAD(P)H, heme protein as acceptor. Bases 1 to 1452 code for a protein of 483 amino acids. Lineage: Eukaryota; Fungi; Ascomycota; Saccharomycetes; Saccharomycetales; Saccharomycetaceae. The transcript has a single exon. Gene Ontology annotation, biological process: heme A biosynthetic process. Gene Ontology annotation, cellular component: mitochondrial inner membrane.
AUGUUCAGGUCCAUUUUAUCCAGGAAUGCGACUCUGCAUGGGUGCAGGUUUAUGUCUUCGAGCAGCACUGCUGGGUUUGGCAAAUACUUAGCGUCCCGGGGGAGCCAACUGCCGCCGCCCUUCAGGAAGCAAACUUCUUCCUUGAACUUCGUAACGGGCCGCACCGGGCUUUUGCGACCAUACUCUGCAUCCAGGAUUUUGCAAGAGGCUGCGUCAGUAAAAGGACCAAGGAAACUUCUCAACUCCUCGAAAACGGUUGGCUAUUGGCUGGUCGGCACAUCGGGGCUUGUGUUUGGGAUCGUUGUUUUGGGCGGUUUAACCCGACUAACCGAAUCUGGGCUAAGUAUCACAGAAUGGCGUCCGGUGACGGGAACGCUCCCUCCUAUGAAUGAGAACGACUGGCAGGAGGAGUUUAGGAAGUACCAACAGUCUCCCGAGUUCCAGCAGUUGAACUCGCACAUCAGUCUGGAGGAAUUCAAGUUUAUUUAUUUCAUGGAAUGGGUCCACCGCCUGUGGGGGCGUGCCAUUGGCGCCGUCUUUGUGCUCCCUGCUGUUUACUUCGCUGCGACUCGGAAGACCUCGCCGCGUGUUAACAGAAGGCUCUUCCUACUGUCCUUGGUUUUGGGCUUUCAGGGAUUCAUUGGCUGGUGGAUGGUUCGCUCCGGUCUUGACCAGGGCCAGCUCGAUGAGCGGAAGUCCAAGCCAACUGUUUCGCAAUAUCGGUUGACCGCGCACCUUGGCACUGCCUUCGUUCUGUAUAUGGGAAUGCUGUGGACUGGUAUUGAGAUCUUGAGGGAAACAAAAUGGGUCAAGUCGCCCGCAAAAGCGAUGGAGUUAUUCCAAAAGCUGGACAGCCCAGCAUUGGCUCCAGUCAGAAGAAUGGCACUUGCGCUUACUGCCCUGACGUUUCUCACCGCCAUGUCGGGCGGUUUGGUCGCUGGGCUGGACGCCGGUCUGAUCUACAACACAUUCCCACAUAUGGGCGACAACUGGCUCCCCAAGCAACGUGAGUUAAUGGACGAUACCUUUGCAAGGAAGGAGGACAAGAGCGACAAGUUCUGGAGAAAUAUGUUCGAAAAUCCAACCACCGUCCAACUCAACCACCGGAUUUUCGCAACCACUACUUUCUGCUCGGUGCUGGCCUUCCAUCUGUACUGCAAUAGGAGAAAAGCCCUGAUCCCAAAGAGCGCUAACCGGACUAUGCACGCAAUGAUGGGUCUCGUGACCUUGCAGUUCUCCCUUGGCGUGGCGACCCUGCUAUACUUGGUACCGGUUCCACUGGCGUCUGCCCACCAGGCAGGUGCACUGGCGCUGUUAACCUCUGCUCUGGUAUUUGCCGCUCAACUCCGGAAGCCACGUGCGCCAAUGAGACUCCUGGUGAACAGCCUGCACGCCCAGCAGAAGAGGGCCAGUGGCCAAAUUAUGUCUGAAGUCUCCAGGUUAGCUAAAUGA